Messenger RNA from Peniophora sp. CBMAI 1063, 1035 nucleotides. NCBI's taxonomy places the organism in Eukaryota, Fungi, Basidiomycota, Agaricomycetes, Russulales, Peniophoraceae. The record is from the annotation of a GenBank genome assembly.
AUGGGCCGCGAAUCUUUCCUCCGCUUUCUCACCAACCAAUGGCUUACUAUCCCCAAACUCGAGAAGCAAGACCUGUCCGGGGAGACAGUGCUCGUCGUUGGCGCCAACACUGGUCUUGGUCUUGAAGCUGCGAAGCACCUUGCUUGUAUGGGCCCAGGCAAGCUUGUCGUCGCCUGCCGCAGCCAGAAGAAGGGUGAAGAUGCCGCAAAAGAGAUCGAGAAGGCGACUGGUUUCGAUCGUACCACAGCUUAUGCUGUCGAUUUAUCGGUCUUCUCGUCUGUCAACGAGUUCGUUGACGAUUUCGAGAGAAAAAAAGAGCGACUGGACAUCUUAAUCUUCAACGCUGCUGUGGCGGUGCCCAAGCAUCGACUUACUGGCGACGGGUUUGAGGAAACGAUUCAAGUAAACGACAUGUCGUGCGCGCUUCUGUGCAUCGGCCUGCUUCCACUUAUGCUCAAGACUUCGGAAGCUACUCCGACUGCUUCUCACCGACCUCGCAUCACGGUUGUGACGAGCCAGACGCACUUGUACACUCACCCCACUCCUGAGGAGCUCUCUAGCCCAAACUACUUGACGAAAAUAAACUCUGCCGAGCACUGCAACCGUCCUGGAGUCAUGGAAUCCCGCUAUCCGUUGUCCAAACUUCUCAACGUCCUCUUCGUUCGCGAACUGGCGGCUCGUGUGCCCGCUUCGAAGGUCGUAAUCAACUGUGUCAACCCAGGCUUCUGCUACUCAGGCCUACGUCGUAAUGCGGGAUUCAAGAUGGGCACGCUCAUGGCCAUCAUGGAUGUUGUCUUAGGUAAUACGACCGAGCAGGGCGGAAGACGCAUUGCGUGGGCUGCGAUCGCCCAUCGGAACUGCGAGACGCUCAUGCAUGGAAGAUAUACGUCGUACAUGGAGAUCGUGGAGGAAAGUGACUGGUCUCUGUCGACGGAAGGCUUUGUGGUUCAGCACCGUAUCUGGGAUGAAAUGUCCGACAUCCUCAAAGGAGUUUCCGCCAAAUUCUCACAAGUUCUGAGCACCGAGCUGCAGUGA